UUUUCAUACAGCUGUUUGGAAGCUUUGGCUUGCCAUUGAAUUUUGUUAACAAAAAUUGAGCUGUCAAAAUAAAUCGUGGCUUCUACUUUCUUAUUUUAUUGAUUAGAUUAGGACAAUGAUUAAACUCUUUUCAUUGAAACAACAAAAGAAAGAUGAGGAAGGUUCGGCAAGACCGGGAGGUUCACAGAAGAAAGCAUCAGCAGCACAAUUGCGAAUCACAAAAGAUUUGAAUGAACUGAACCUUCCUAAAACCUGCAAUACAGAGUUUCCUGACCCAGAUGAUUUACUCAAUUUUAAAUUAAUUAUAUGUCCAGAUGAAGGAUUCUAUAGGGGUGGCCGAUUUGUAUUUAGUUUUAAGGUAGGACCAAACUAUCCACAUGAACCCCCCAAGGUGAAGUGUGAGACCGCAGUGUACCAUCCAAACAUUGACCUGGAAGGCAACGUGUGCCUCAACAUCCUCCGAGAAGACUGGAAACCAGUGCUCACUGUCAACUCCAUAGUUUACGGUCUACAAUAUUUAUUCUUGGAGCCAAACCCCGAAGACCCUCUGAACAAGGAGGCCGCAGACGAGCUGCAGAGCAACCGCCGGCUGUUCGAGCAGCACGUGCAGCGAGCUAUGCGCGGCGGCUACGUGGGCUCCUCCUACUUCGAGCGAUGCCUCAAGUGAUAACAACCACAAGCGCUAACAACAUCAAUAACUAACUAUAAUAAAGAAAUCUCUCACUUUUCAACAUAGUAUUUAUUUUUAAAACUGAAUGAAGUGUCUGAAAUGAGAACAGCAUUGUAAUAGCGUUGGCUAAGAACAAUUUAGAGUAAGGUAUGUAUAAGUGGUUCUUUCAUUAUGAGAUUUUAUUAUAGCGUAAAACAAUAAAAGAGCAUUUAUAUGUAUA
Molecule: messenger RNA, 890 nt
Organism: Plutella xylostella (diamondback moth)
Lineage: Eukaryota; Metazoa; Arthropoda; Insecta; Lepidoptera; Plutellidae
Gene: UbcE2M
Product: NEDD8-conjugating enzyme UbcE2M
Source: RefSeq, a predicted model, not a curated record